This is a messenger RNA of Sipha flava (yellow sugarcane aphid), 2281 nucleotides long. Its product is annotated as peroxidase. The record is from RefSeq and is a predicted model, not a curated record. Gene Ontology annotation, biological process: response to oxidative stress. The transcript has 14 exons. Lineage: Eukaryota; Metazoa; Arthropoda; Insecta; Hemiptera; Aphididae. Gene Ontology annotation, molecular function: peroxidase activity; heme binding. The coding region runs from base 187 to 2265 and encodes 692 amino acids.
AGAGGUUCAUUCAUUUCUGACUGGUGUAGUGGUUAGGUUACGACGCGCGCGCCGAACGUUGGUAAGCAAGACGCGUGAGUAGUGUUCCGAUUUUUUUUCUACUUCAACGACUGCCAGCGCCUCAUCGAAUUAAGGUGAACCAGCUGCUAACUAAUAUUAUCACUUACACGAGGCGCCGACCACAAGAUGACGGCGAGCAAAAUGAUCGUCUUCGUGACGGCAAGUCUCUUCUGUACGGCCGCAGCUAUAUACCAUCAACCAUCGUACUAUCCGGCUGCCGAUCCGUUCAACUAUACCGCCGGUUAUCUACCCCAAGAAUCCUACGGAAAUCCCGCGGUUGUAGCAUCUCCAUACCAUGCACCACAACCCGGUUUCGGUUUCGCGCCGGCUUCUGGUUUUGGACCACGUCCAGGACCGAACAAUUUUGGUGAAAUACCCACGGCUCCACAAGGUGCUGGAUGCCAGCCACCAGUUGGCCCUUGCCCCAACAGCAAAUACAGGACCAUCGACGGAUCAUGUAACAAUCUUAGGUACUCCAACUGGGGUAUUCCGAACUCCAAGUAUGCUAGACUUUUACCACCCAAGUACGCCGACGGUAUCCACGCUCCACCAACAUCUGUUUCUGGUGAACCACUGCCCGGUUCUCGUCUCAUUAGUAUUGUUAUGUUCCCAGACGUCCCCAUCCCUGAUCCAGUAUGGACACUGAUUACCAUGACCUGGGGUCAAAUUGUUACUCAUGAUAUGUCUAUGUCUAUGGGUACCACACAAGCAAAACGUCAUUCGAUCAGAUGUUGCGAUGAUAACGGCCGUCUGUUGAGUAAUAACCCGGAUGUGCACUGUUUCCCAAUCACCAUCCCCGAAGACGAUCCCGUGUUCUCUAAAUUCAACAGGGAGUGCAUGAACUUUGUGCGUUCGACUACUGAUCAAGAAACUGGAUGCAACCCAGGAAACAAACCGGCCGAACAAUUAGUUGUUGUAUCGCACUGGAUGGAUGCUUCUUUCGUUUAUGGUUCAAACCAAAGGUUAGCCGACACACUCCGUGAAGGUAUCGGUGGUAGAUUGAGGGUAGAAUUCAGGGAUGGAAGACCAUGGCCGCCAGCAGCAGCCAACAAGAGUGCCGUAUGUGAUCAACAAACAGACGAAGAACCAUGUUACCAAUUCGGUGACCGAAGAGCUAACCAGAACCCACAGUUGACUGUCUUGCAAAUCCUUUUCCUCAGAGAGCACAACCGUAUUGCUACAGUUUUGUCACACGUAAAUUCUCAUUGGGACGAUGAAACUUUAUAUCAAGAAGCCAGAAGAAUAUUGAUUGCUGAAUUCCAACACAUUAAUUACCAUGAGUGGCUUCCUAUUAUAUUGGGAACCGACAAUAUGUUGAAAUACGGUUUGUUGUACAAGAGCAAAGGAUAUACAAACGAUUACAAAGAAAACGUCGACCCAAGUGUCAUAAAUGCUCACGCUCACGCUGCUUUCAGAUACUUCCAUUCAUCCAUCCAGGGACAAUUCCAUUUGAUCGGCGAAGACCGUAAUUUACUGACUGCAGUUCGAUUGUCAGAUUACUUCAACCGACCAACCAUCAUUGAAAAAGGAUACAACUUCGAUCAUUUGUCAAGAGGUCUGACAACACAGAGCCAAGAAGAAGUCGACCCAUUCUUCACUAGUGAAAUUACCGACUUCUUAUUCAGAAAUGGUCGUCCAUUCGGUCGCGACUUGAGAGCUAUUGAUGUACAAAGAGGCCGUGAUCAUGGUCUUGCAUCAUACAACGACUACAGAGAAUUUUGUGGUCUGCCAAGAGCACACAAAUUCGAAGACUUCUCCGAUUACAUCGAUGUUGAACGCAUUGAAAAACUUGCUCUCCUUUACAAUCACCCAGACGAUGUCGACCUUUCUGUUGGAGGUUCUUUGGAAGCUCAUGUACCAAAUACUUUGGCUGGACCUACAUUCUUAUGCUUAUUAACUGAACAAUUUUACAGAACUAAAGUUUCUGAUAGAUACUUCUAUGAGUUGGGAGGACAAGCUGGAUCUUUCACACCAGAACAACUAAGCGAAAUUCGUAAAGCUAGUGUGUCAAGAAUUUUCUGUGACAACAGUGAUGAUUUACACACAAUCCAACCUCAAGGUUUCUUGAAGAUUUCUGAAAAGAAUCCUUUGGUAAAUUGCAAUGAUUACGACAGAAUUCCAUCAAUUGACCUCAACUACUGGAAAGAAGAACCAUACAGCCAUGGAGCUCCACCAUAUGGUUACCAAGAAAGUUACAAAAAAUAAAAAACCAAACAAACAA